UGCCGGGAGCUCGGUGCGUAAUGGCGACGCCCAGCCUGCGGGGUCGGCUAGCGCGGCUGGGAAACCCACGGAAACCUAUACUGAAGCCCAACAAGCCGCUCAUCCUAGCUAAUCGUGUCGGAGAACGACGCCGGGAGAGAGGCGAGGCGACUUGUAUCACAGAAAUGUCGGUGAUGAUGGCAUGUUGGAAGCAGAAUGAAUUCCGCGACGAAGCGUGCAGAAAAGAGAUCAAGGAAUUCUUCGAUUGUGCUUCGAGGGCCGAGGCAGCGCGAAAGAUGAGAUCAAUCCAUGACACGUUGGGAGAAUCUGGGGGUUUACCCCCCAAGAAACUGAAUAAAUUGUUACAGAGGUUUCCUAACAAAUCUCAUGUCAGUUGAAAAUGAAGAAGCAUUUUCUAUGACUGGACUGUUAGCCUACUGAGAACUAUGUGUAGGUGUUUUGGAAACGUUUGCACUGCCACGCGCUAUUUGCAGGGUGAAAGGAGGCAAGACACUUUUUCAUCCUUUGGAAUCAUUGUCAUGGUGGAAGUUAUGCUUUAUUUUGAAAUAAAAUCCUCUGAAGAUAAA
Molecule: messenger RNA, 566 nt
Organism: Lynx canadensis (Canada lynx)
Lineage: Eukaryota; Metazoa; Chordata; Mammalia; Carnivora; Felidae
Gene: CHCHD1
Product: coiled-coil-helix-coiled-coil-helix domain containing 1
Exons: 3
Coding region: 21-377 (118 amino acids)
Biological process (GO): mitochondrial translation
Cellular component (GO): nucleoplasm; mitochondrion; mitochondrial ribosome
Molecular function (GO): RNA binding
Source: RefSeq, a predicted model, not a curated record